Cebus imitator (Panamanian white-faced capuchin) is the source of this 2722-nucleotide messenger RNA. RefSeq names its product sprouty RTK signaling antagonist 2 (gene SPRY2). Lineage: Eukaryota; Metazoa; Chordata; Mammalia; Primates; Cebidae. Bases 989 to 1936 code for a protein of 315 amino acids. The record is from RefSeq and is a predicted model, not a curated record. Gene Ontology annotation, cellular component: membrane; cytosol. Gene Ontology annotation, biological process: animal organ development; negative regulation of Ras protein signal transduction; negative regulation of MAP kinase activity. The transcript is spliced from 2 exons.
GACUGGGAAAGAGAAGAGGGGCGGAGGUGGGGAGUGGAGCUUCGAAGGAGGAAGCCAGGGAUCGGAUGGGCAGAAAUCACUUAAAAAUAAAAAUAGAAAAGCCUCUUUUUCUCCCGAAGAUGCUACUUUGACUGCAAGCAAAUCUGCACCGAAAGUUACAGCUCGAGGAGCUGGAUCCUGCGCGCCCGGAGUGAGCAGUGGGGCCCUGGAAAAUGCCCUUUUUUAAAAAAGCAAUUUUUCUUUCACUUUAAGAAAUAUGAUAUCUUUUUUUCUCUCUCUCUCGACCCGAAGGGAGAUAGGCGUGUGCAGAUCACAGGCAAUGCCCACCUCGGUCAGUGCAGCGUGGAGUCGCUGUGUGUGCGUGGGUUGGACUUGCGCGUCCCGGCUUCGUGUCUCAACUCUGGCAGGGCUUUGGAGCUUGCGGUGUCGGGGUGGGAAACCUGUGCCGGAUGUCCGAGGGGCUUUGCAGAAAGCCUGGCAAUGGGCGGCGUGACCUCUGCCUGGGGGCGGAGUGGCUCCUUGGGGCUGGAAAGCAGUUCUCUUGAGGUGGGGGAGAUCUUAGCUGGGGAGAAGGAGGCGGGGGAAGUGUGCUCCUGCAUUUCGUGACACGUUCCCUUCGGAGGCGCCCGCGGCCCCCGCCUGUCUUUGAGUCUGGGGAUCGUAAGCGGGGGGGCGGGGGGCACCCUGGCCCUUGGACAGCGUCAGUCCGCCUGGAGAAACGUCCCCUGGGGAUCGACUGUGUCCCACCUGCUGGGGACGGUGUUGGGGCGCAGAGAGGCGUGAAACUAAGUGAAAGCAAAGGGCAGCGUUGUCUUCUGCCAUUCUUUGAAGGUGAGGAGAUCCGGUUUCCAGCUCUGGCUUGUUCCGAAUUGGGAGACGUUUGUCACCUGCCUUAUUGGCUGUGGCCUGUAUUCUAAAGAGCGGAGAUUGGAUAAAGGAGUUCAGAUGUGUUCUAAGCCUGCUGGAGUGACCACACUUCCAAGACCUGAUGGAGGCCAGAGCUCAGAGUGGGAACGGGUCGCAGCCCUUGCUGCAGACGCCCCGUGACAGUGGCAGACAGCGUGGGGAGCCCGACCCUAGAGACGCCCUCACCCAGCAGGUACAUGUCUUGUCUCUGGAUCAGAUCAGAGCCAUCCGAAACACCAAUGAGUACACAGAGGGGCCUACUGUCGUCCCAAGACCUGGGCUCAAGCCUGCUCCGCGCCCCUCCACUCAGCACAAACACGAGAGACUCCACGGUCUGCCCGAGCACCGCCAGCCUCCUAGGCUCCAGCACUCGCAGGUUCAUUCUUCUGCACGAACCCCUCUGUCCAGAUCCAUAAGCACGGUCAGCUCAGGGUCGCGGAGCAGUACGAGGACAAGUACCAGUAGCAGCUCCUCUGAACAGAGACUGCUAGGAUCAUCCUUCUCCUCCGGGCCUGUGGCUGAUGGGAUCAUCCGGGUGCAACCCAAAUCUGAGCUCAAGCCAAGUGAGCUUAAGCCACUAAGCAAGGAAGAUUUGGGCCUGCACGCCUACAGGUGUGAGGACUGUGGCAAGUGCAAAUGUAAGGAGUGCACCUACCCAAGGCCUCUGCCAUCAGACUGGAUCUGUGACAAGCAGUGCCUUUGCUCGGCCCAGAACGUGAUUGACUAUGGGACUUGUGUAUGCUGUGUGAAAGGUCUCUUCUAUCACUGUUCUAAUGAUGAUGAGGACAACUGUGCUGACAACCCGUGUUCUUGCAGCCAGUCUCACUGUUGUACACGAUGGUCGGCUAUGGGUGUUAUGUCCCUCUUUUUGCCUUGUUUAUGGUGUUACCUUCCAGCCAAGGGUUGCCUUAAAUUGUGCCAGGGGUGUUAUGACCGUAUUAACAGGCCUGGAUGCCGUUGUAAAAACUCAAACACAGUUUGCUGCAAAGUUCCCACUGUCCCCCCCAGGAACUUUGAAAAACCAACAUAGCAUCAUUAAUCAGGAAUAUUACAGUAAUGAGGAUUUUUUUUUUUUUCUUUUUUUUAACACACAUAUGCAACCAACUAAACAGUUAUAAUCUUGGCACUGUUCAUAGAGAGUUGGGAUAGUCUUUGCUGUUUGCGGUGAAAUGCUUUUUGUCCAUGUGCCAUUUUAACUGAUAGGCUUGUUAGAACUCAGCUAAUGGAGCUCAAAGUAUGAGAUACAGAACUUGGUGACCCAUGUAUUGCAUAAGCUGAAGCAACACACACACUCCUAGGCAAAGUUUUUGUUUGUGAAUAGUACUUGCAAAACUUGUAAAUUAGCAGAUGACUUUUUUCCAUUGUUUUCUCCAGAGAGAAUGUGCUAUAUUUUUGUAUAUACAAUAAUAUUUGCAACUGUGAAAAACAAGUUGUGCCAUACUACAUGGCACAGUCACAAAAUAUUAUACUAAUAUGUUGUACAUUCGGAAGAAUGUGAAUCAAUCAGUAUGUUUUUAGAUUGUAUUUUGCCUUACAGAAAGCCUUUAUUGUAAGACUCUGAUUUCCCUUUGGACUUCAUGUAUAUUGUACAGUUACAGUAAAAUUCAACCUUUAUUUUCUAAUUUUUUCAACAUAUUGUUUAGUGUAAAGACUAUUUAUUUGAAGUUUUAUUAUUUUAUAAAAAAGAAUAUUUAUUUUAAGAGGCAUCUUACAAAUUUUGCCCCUUUUAUGAGGAUGUGAUAGUUGCUGCAAAUGAGGGGUUACAGAUGCAUAUGUUCAACAUAAAAUAGAAAAUAUAUUAACGUUUGAAAUUAAA